GCUAACGCUACGGAAAGUUUUGGUCAUUUAAUUUUUAUUUUAACAUGCUGAGAGAGUGUUUUGAUUCAAUUGUUUGGCAAUUUCCGUGCAAAAGCUGCUAAAAUUGCGUAUUUUGUGCUGCAUUUAAAUAUAAACAACAAUUGUGAUGCGAAAAACCCGCUCGCAAACUCAGGCGGAAAAUGCCGCUACAAUCACACAGCAGCAAACAGCAUCUUCAGCACCAAUAUCAGUAAACAUAUUUGAUGAGGCCAAAUUCAAGGAAUGUGAACAAAUGGUGCAGAUGCUACGAGUUGUAGAGCUGCAAAAGAUCUUAUCGUUUUUAAACAUUUCAUUCGCUGGACGAAAAACCGAUCUGCAAGGUCGCAUCCUAACGUUCCUGCGCACUAACCUGGAGCUGCUCGCACCCAAGGUCCAAGAAGUUUACGCCCAAUCCGUGCAAGAACAAAGCGCCACACUGCAGUACAUAGACCCAACUAGAAUGUACUCGCAUAUGCAGCUGCCUAGCGUGCAGCCAAACAAUGCGGGUCUCGCGAGUCUCGGUGCACCUGGAGCCCAGGUGCAGUCAGUGGGCGGCGUUAAUCCCGGCCAGAUGCCCGGCAGCGCUGGCGGUGCGCCCAACAUGAUACCAAACUUCCUGCACACGCACAGUAUGAAUAGCCAGAUGCCCAUACAUCCAGAUGUGCGUCUGAAAAAGCUCGCCUUCUACGAUGUCCUGGGCACCCUCAUCAAGCCAUCGACUCUGGUGCCGCGCAACACACAGCGUGUGCAGGAGGUACCUUUCUAUUUUACGCUGACGCCACAGCAGGCUACAGAGAUCGCCACAAAUCGCGACAUACGCAACAGUUCAAAGGUGGAGCACGCCAUACAAGUGCAACUGCGCUUCUCUCUCGUGGAGACCUCUUGCGACCAGGAGGACUGCUUUCCACCCAAUGUCAACGUCAAAGUUAACAACAAAUUGUGUCAGCUACCUAAUGUCAUUCCUACAAAUCGGCCAAACGUGGAGCCAAAACGUCCGCCACGGCCGGUAAAUGUUACCGCAAAUGUAAAACUGUCGCCUACGGUGACAAACACAAUAAUGGUACAAUGGUGCCCGGACUACACGCGUAGCUACUGCCUGGCUGUCUAUUUGGUUAAGAAACUAACAUCCGCACAGCUGCUGCACCGCAUGAAGACCAAGGGCGUUAAGCCCGCGGAUUACACGCGUGCUUUAAUUAAGGAGAAACUAACCGAGGACGCUGACUGCGAAAUAGCCACGACCAUGUUGAAGGUGUCGCUUAAUUGUCCGCUGGGAAAAAUGAAAAUGUCGCUGCCGUGCCGCGCAUCAACCUGCUCGCACUUGCAGUGCUUUGAUGCCAGUCUCUACCUGCAAAUGAACGAGCGCAAGCCCACCUGGAAUUGUCCAGUCUGCGAUAGGCCAGCCAUCUACGAUAAUUUAGUAAUCGAUGGCUAUUUUCAAGAGGUAUUACUAUCGUCGCUACUGAGAAGCGACGACACAGAAAUUCAGCUACAUCAGGAUGGCUCGUGGAGCACACCGGGACUGCGCAGCGACACUCAAAUACUGGAUACACCAGCAAAGCAAGUCUCGAAGGUUGAGGUCAUUUCGGAUGAUGUCGAAUUGAUCACAGAUGAUACAAAGCCGAUGAAGUCUGAUCCGUCUCCAGCGCCAGAGGAGCAGCCAACGUCCACAUCCAACAGUGAAACCGUGGAUUUAACCUUAAGUGAUUCGGAUGAUGAUAUGCCGCUGGCCAAGCGGCGACCGCCAUCCAAACAACCGGCGACAACGUCCACACAAAAUGGUGCCGCUCAACGUGCCUAUGCCUCAUCGCAGCAGCAGCCGCAAAGAACUGGCCUCUACACUUAACAUAAUAUUAGUUAGGCAUUUCUCUUUAAUUUAUAUGUGUUGUGCUUGGCUCGAUUAAUACACUUAGACACACACUUAAACACCCAAAACACACUCACACCUACAUACAGACAACAAACUACGUUACAACACAUGAUUUAUUAAUUGAUUAUUAUUGGGUUGUUUGGCAGCAACCAACCACACUUUUUAAUAUGUAAUUUGAGUUAAAGAAACACACACACAAAUAGACCUUAUGCAUUAAGCAAUAGCAUAAUACUAAAUAUAGAAAUCAAAUGUUAAUAUUUAAGUCACCUACAAUAAUUCCUAUUCAUACGAAGCAAACGAAGUGGAGUCGAGUGUCGAGUGGAGAGAAAUACUUUAUUUUUUCGUGCAUAAUUUAUCUGCUAAGUUAUCAUCAGUUUUUUGUUUUGGAAUUGCAUUUGAUUGAAGUUCAAGUGCGUUUGCAAACAAAAACAAUCAAAAGACCAAUUUCAGUUUAUCUAUAGCAUUACGUAUGUAUGUGUAUUUAUAUCAUCGCU
Messenger RNA from Drosophila grimshawi, 2379 nucleotides. RefSeq names its product E3 SUMO-protein ligase PIAS1 (gene Su(var)2-10). The transcript is spliced from 8 exons. The coding region runs from base 146 to 1861 and encodes 571 amino acids. The record is from RefSeq and is a predicted model, not a curated record. Gene Ontology annotation, biological process: regulation of transcription by RNA polymerase II; protein sumoylation. Lineage: Eukaryota; Metazoa; Arthropoda; Insecta; Diptera; Drosophilidae. Gene Ontology annotation, molecular function: zinc ion binding; SUMO ligase activity; transcription coregulator activity.